AUGGCCUCCCAAGGCGACCGUGAUCGACCACCCUAUCCAGACACUCAAAACCCCUCCCGCUCCCCCUCCCUCUCGCCCACUCCGGCCGUCUCCUCUUGUCCUUCGCCCGACCGCACUUUCUCCACCAUGUCCACCGUGUCCUCCGUCUCCAAUUUCUCUGGAGAUGCGAAAUCAGGCGUGUCCUCCUCCUCGCGCAGACGCGGCUACAUUCGACCCCAGGGCGUGGAAUUCGCCGAAUCCGCAAAGAACCGCGAGAGCGUCAUGAGUCUGGGGAGCAUUGCGCAUUUGCAAUACUACUUUGCGAGAACUGGCUUGCUGGAUGGCAAAGGCGCGCAGUUCGCCAAGGAGAACAGGAAAAAAGGAGAGAAGUCGCUGCAACAGCAACAGCACCAGGAUAUCCCCAGGCUGAUGUUGUCCCAGCAGCCGCAGCUGGGUGAGGACUUUGUCGAAAGCCCUAUCGACGAUAUGGCUGGCGGCUGUGAUGAGAUGGGAGAUGACGCGUGGGAUGAGAACGAACCUGUCAUGCUGCCACCAACAGUUAGCACGUAUAGCAUCCGUAACCACUAUAUACCGCCACCUCCGGACCUGGAGUCGUUGAGGAGGGAACUGCAAACUGCGUUGGCGAAAGCGCGGUUUGUGUUGACGGCGGCGAAGGAGCAGUUGACUCCACAAUUGCUGUCACCGACUCCGAGAGAUCGCUCGCCUGAUGGCCUGUCAGACCCGGAGGAUGAAGCCACCAUCUCGGAAACACCUACGGCAGCUAGGUCUCCACGGGGUUGGCAUGAGAUUGAGGGUAUGCAUAUUCUGGAUGUGGUUACGUUUGCUAUCCGUGCUGCGAAGAUAUAUUACACGGCGCAUGAGAAUCCGGAGCGCUUGGCUUCUAUUAAGAGCGAGCGGAAGAUACGGGAAGAGUUGCUGCAGGUUUUGGAGGUUCUGAAGAAGUGGGCUACGAGGAAUUUCGCAGGAGGGUUGAGGGACGGGGAACGGGCGUCUCUUCUCGCGUGGAUUGCCGGUGUGCGGGAAAUGCUUGAUGAAGAACGGAAGCUGGAGGAGAUAGAGAUGCAGAGGAGGUCGAGCUUCAUCUGGGCUAAUGGGGAAUGGGAUGGAAGAGAGCGCGAGCAAGCGGGAUCAUUUCUCCAGUGCCUAGAGACGAGCAAUCGACCUCUACCUACGUGGGACUCUGUGGAGACGAAUCCACUUCCAACGCCUCUACUCGCGCGUCUCAAGGACGGCAGGGAUCUGGUCAGAUUCCACAACGAGGCCGUGAAACUGUCGCACCGCCAGUUUGGCCAGAUUAAAUCGUUCCAUGAAGAUGUUGCCAAGCCGUACCGGCUGGCGGAUAACCUGCGGUAUUGGGUCAAGGCAGCUGAGAUACGGUGGGAGAUCAAGCUUGAGCUGGAUGUGAUGGCAGUGGUCAAUGGUGAGGACGACGAGGCGUGGAAAAGUUUCGACACGGCGCUGAUGGCCUGGUGUAAGAGUGUUCGAGAAGAGUUGGUGCGCGAUUGGAAAGCGAAGGGCUCCCAUUCUGCGACGGUAUCAUCGGUGGACCCGGGGACCGUGCCAACUGUAGCUGGACUUGGGAUUGACGCUUUAUAA
Molecule: messenger RNA, 1596 nt
Organism: Histoplasma mississippiense
Lineage: Eukaryota; Fungi; Ascomycota; Eurotiomycetes; Onygenales; Ajellomycetaceae
Exons: 1
Coding region: 1-1596 (531 amino acids)
Source: RefSeq, a predicted model, not a curated record